Molecule: messenger RNA, 6977 nt
Organism: Brassica rapa (field mustard)
Lineage: Eukaryota; Viridiplantae; Streptophyta; Magnoliopsida; Brassicales; Brassicaceae
Product: AT-hook motif nuclear-localized protein 22
Biological process (GO): vegetative to reproductive phase transition of meristem
Cellular component (GO): nucleus
Molecular function (GO): minor groove of adenine-thymine-rich DNA binding; DNA-binding transcription factor activity
Source: RefSeq, a predicted model, not a curated record
UUCCUUUUUCAUUUCUCAUACUUUCAAACAAAUUUAUCUUCACAUUUUAUAUGAACAGUGAUUUCAGUUGUUACAUUUUUAUGUAUAUAGGAAUUAAGAGGGGCAAUUCCAAUAUAACUAACUCUUGAAAGAAAAAUACGAGAGGUGUGCAAAAUUUACGAACGAUGCUUUAGAAAAAAAGAUUUACGAAUGAUGUUAAAGUGAUGACAAACAACAAAUUGAUUGAUUAGGUUGGGUAUAAUAUAGGUUAAAAAUGAAAUUAGUAAUAUUCUCUUAUAAAUAAUUUAAUAGAUGACUAUGUCUUUUGUCUCUCAUCAGCACUAAACAAUAAAAAGUUGUCUAUUGCGAGUUUAGUAUUCUAAAAAUUCGAUUAGAACAUAAUUAAUAGAUGUUUUUAAGGUGAAGUUCUUAGCAGAAUAUAAGAAACUGUCUCUUAAUUUUUAACUAAAAAAACUAAAAACCGACUUUUAAAUAUCUAAGAACCGGUUUUUAAUUUAUUUUAGUUAAAAAUUAAGAGACAGUUUUUUAUAUUCAGCUAAAAACCUCACCCUAACAACAUCUCUUUAAUCAUGCUCUUACAUGUUUAAGCCAUAGUUUUUUUCCCUCGACUCGUAUAUACAUAUGAUAAAGUUCACAUUACAAAAAACUGAAUAUAUAAUACAUUACGACGUGGAUAUACGUAAUAGAUUUAAAAGAUAUUGGGUACCUAACAAAAGCAUCGAGCUGUGUUUGUCUUUAUCUAAAGCAUAACGUCCGUCCUUAUCUCUCAGACUCUCACCUAAAAUUAAACUUUAAUCAACCAUUAAGCUUCCAUGUCCACUAGUAUGAAGUAUGAACUGUAACUGAGAAAAUAUAUAUGUUAUUACAUGUACAAAUUUUCAAGAUCGGCAACAUUUUUAUGACAUUUUCAAAUUUACAAAAAUAUUUACUUUAAGAAAAUACAUAUUUUAUGCUUAAUCUUCUAUAGUUUAUAUUAAUAAAAAAUUACAAACUCCGUUCAUCUGCUACAUGGUAGAGUUUAAGAAACUACAUCUUAAACAUAAAUAUAUGGCUUAAUUGUCUCUCUUCAUUUGCAAUUUAUUGACAAAAGUAUGUAAUAAUAACUAAUGUUCCGUUUAUUUUAACUCAAGAAAUAAUAAGCAACUAAAUAUAGUUGUAUAUUUAGAGCAUGGUUGAAUGGGUUAGUGGAGUUUUUUCAACUUCAUGAAUUUAAGUAAACCGCUUAGAUAGUGAAUUCAUGUAGCUUCUAAGUUCUUGAAAGAUUUAGUCAAAACAUAUCACAACUCAUCUUUUCUAAGAUCAGAACAUAUCUAUCUCAAUUUAACAAAACACAAUCUCGAGAUAUAGAAAGGGAAGAGGAAGUCCAAGCAAGGUACGACAUUAAUGAGCAUAUGCCAUUAAUUGAGCUAAGAUUAUACACAUAACAGUCCAAAGAUCUUGUUAUUCUCGAAAUUUCUUGAUAACUACGAAAAUGGUCACGUAGCAUGUUAAGCCUUUAGUGAGUCAUGAUCCAAGUGUAUUAAUGGUUGUAUUAUAAAAGUACAGUAGUUAAUUUCAAAACCGUAACAUGGGUUUCAGAGCCACAUGCCUCCUCCUAAUUGGAUGGCAAGUGAAGACAAAUUAGUGAGAUGCGAGUGGCUAGUCCGAUGUCCACCCACCCGGAUCGUGUCGGGCCGGGUCGGGUGUCAGCGGGAUCCGCGGGGGAUGGGUGGGAAAGAAAAGAGUCACGCCCACACGUUCUGGUUUCAGAUUCAACCUACAUCUCUCUCUUCUUCCCAUGCGGUCAAUACAUGCAUUAAACUAUCAAUCUCUCUCUUCCUAACUACGAUGACUGCUAACUACACUAGCAAUAUAUGAAUUCGCAUUUUAUCUUGAAUACUUAAUGAUAGACUAAUAUAUCUAGUCUGUGAUUUACCACCACGAAUUUUCCAAAUAUCAUAAAAAAAUCUGAUUAAUCCAAAUAUGCGUAGAUUAUUUGGAAAUAAACUUUCUACAGAGCCACCACAAGCAUCUAAGUUCCAUUUUUUUUUCUCAGUUUCAUUCUUAUAUGCGCCUUAAUUAAAGAAAUGCAUUUUUUUAGAAAGCCAAGUUGAAACAGACCAUUGUGGCUGAAAAAUAUAAUGUAAAAUCGAUAACAAGUAGUUAGGAAUCCUUAAAAAUAAAAUGGAAAGAACCAUGCUGAAAAGAGGACUGGGUCUUGACGUUUUGGACUCAGCUAGUUAUCAUGUUAAUUAGUUACGUUUAUGACGUAUAUAUAUAUAUAUAUAUAUAUAUAUAUAUAUAUAUACGUUUAUCUUGAUCUUGGCAAACAUAAUUCGACUUCAUGCAAAAGCAAAGAAAAAGUUAACCUAAAAGCUUCAUCUAUUUAGAUUUAAAAAAAAACAAUAUAUUUAUAAAUAAUAUUGAGCUCGCUGCCUUAGUAAUGUCUUCGAUUAUAAAUUCCUUGCAUCCGUCCGAUUGAGAUAACUCUCGAAAUACCUUUGUAAGCAUCACUUUUUGGUAAUAUGUCUCAAGUUGUAACAAAAUAAAUAUAUAACAGUAUGAUAUUUGCCGUAGAUUCCAUAUGUUUUCCAACGUUAUAUAUAACUAAAAUUGUGUAUAUAUAGAAUUGUAUAUACGCUGAGUUUUUUCUCAAAGUUGUUCCCCAAUCAUUAUAUCUAUAACUCCUUGUUUUAUCACAUGGUUGAAUAUUUGUUUUAUAUACCAUGUAGUAUAUAAUAUGGAAUUAAGAAGAAAAUAAAAGCAAACGACCUUUUGGUGGACAUAAUGAAACUGGUAAGGGAUAUGUAUAGUACAUACUAUUUAUGUAUACAUUAUAUAAUGUGUGGAAUCCGGAUAGUUAAAAAUUAAUCCGACACAACAAUGAAUCACAUUAAAUAAUAAACUUUCCAGCAUUUAACAAGCCAUGGAAAUGAAACUGAUGAUUAUGUUAAAACUUUUAUUAAGCAUAGUCAAAUCAUAACUGAAUCCAGAGCUUAUUAUAUUUUCUUCACUACCAAAGAGGUUUUUUUAUAGGUAUGUAACAUCGUUUCUAUCUAUCUUUAAUAUGCCUAUGAUACUACGUCAAUUUCUUUGAUAUAAUGUACAUUUUUUUGUUGAUCAAGUUUUCAAUAAUACAUACACGAUACUACAUAAUCGUUUGAAAACAUGAAUAUAUUUCAAGACAAAUGAAAUCUUUAAACAAGAAAGUAAUGAGAAAAACACUUAAUGAGAAAGAAAAAAAGGUAAUGAGAAGUGGCACUGUCCUUUGGGCUUUUCUAACAAACUCUUGAAUGAAUAUUUUCAGACGGAAAAAAAAAAGUGGCACUGUCGAACGCUUUUGAUAUGUCUUGUCCGGAGAAUGUUUAGUUUGGUUGGGGGGGGAGGAGGGGGAAUAACUGAAGUUGCUUAUUUUGGGAAAUUUGGAUAUAAUUUUUUAGAUAUUUUAAAAAGGUAAUUAUCAGAGUAGUGAAUUUUCACCCCGCUGAUGACCUGAAAUAUUCUGAUCGUGACGUGAAAGCCACCCUUUCGAUCUUUCAAGCACAUCCUGAACUGAGUCAAUGUUUUUAGAGAAGUGAUUUAACAUUAAAUGAAUCUUAUUCACGCAUGUCAGCAGCUUCUGCACGUGCGAGUGUGAGCUGGUUUCGCUGGCUAGUCUUGUGACGUGAAGUCAUCGCAACCGACGGGGACAAACAUCCAACGGCGUCUGACGCGCCUGUCAUCUACUCUUUCACUUCCACUUCGUGUCUCUUUAGUCUUUCCAAGCUUCGCGAUUUACGAGCUUGAAUCUGCCAUCAUCGAGCGAACCAUACACAAUAAAUCCAUUCAGCAACUGAGCAACCUCUCAAUAUAAUACUGUAGUAAUAAUACUACUAACUUGCUUUAUGCUUAAAAGCGAAAGAAACAAAUAUAAACAGCUGAAAUUAAAGGAAUAUAAGUCAGUUUUCAUCGAACCGUCUAAUCGUAACUUUCAGAAUGGUGGAAUAAUUUCAGAAUUUCAUUAAAAAAGUUGGUGAAAUAUGUGAAUUUCAUAAAUUUUAUGAACUUGAGAAUUUAACGUUUAACGUUUUCUUUGGUCAAUUGUAUUCUUCUCGUUUUACCUAUAUACUGUUUCUUUUUAUCUCCUAACUUUCACUACUAUGCAGUACUAUUACUGAUCAAAACCAUUAAAACAUGUUUUUGUGAUACUUAUUUUCUAUAUAGAUAUUAAUGAUAAUAAUUAGUACUAGUGAAUUGCACAGUCGGAGCUGAUGAUGUUGGAUAAGUAGCUACCAACUGAACUGAGAACAUUCUUAACAUUUACACCCAAAAAAACACAGAGUAUAACAUACCUAUAUUUACUGAUUAGUAAUUUCAUUUACUAGCUAGUAGAGUCGUGAAAAAAAUAAAAAUGUGAUCAUUGAAACAAAACCUAACAACAUUGACAUAUAUAUCGUUUUUUCGUCGAGCGAUAUUAGAAUGGUAAUAAAUCGUGGAACCUUUCGGAUAUAUAUACAUAACUGGAAAAUAUGUUAGAAAACUGCAUAAAAUAUCAAUACCAUAUAUCAUAAAAAAAUAGUACAACGCAUAGCGCUAUAAGUAAGUAAAUACAAGAGUGGUUCUCUUCUCCUAGAUUUGAAAUGACAUAUUUAAAACAGUUUCUGUCAUUAUCCAACCACAAUAACGUCUCUUCUUCACAUUCUCAGCUUGUUUUUGCCAUUUCAACUCUUAAUUAUUUGUCACUAACUUUCAUGCACCUUAAUUAAUCUUAAAAAACGCACAAAUAUCUCUAUGCAGACAUGUAUCUUUUUCAAUAAUAUUUGUGAAGACUAACAAAUACAUUUGAGAAAACAAAUUAGAUGCAUUUUCUCUACAAAUCACCUUAAGGAAUCCUCUAUAAAUACGAUAUGGAUUCAUAUUUCUUAAUGAUUGUUUGAAAGUUGUCUGUCAACGCAAAUCAAAAUGAAUACUUGAUUCUUAACAACAUAUAUGUACACAGGAAAUUAAUAGUGACUGCUAAGGAAAUAUAUAAGUGUUUGGCUUAUAUAUUCUACCUACCUCAUUGUAUUGAAGAUUAUUAUAAUUUUCUCCGUUGCUCUUUAACUAUUGAAUGGUGUAUAAAUAGAUAGAAAUAUAUUUAAAUUCUACCGUUACAACGAGAAACAUAAUGUCGUACAUCAGGGCAAGUCCCUACUUAGCUUAACUUAAAGAAAUUAUUUUAGAUUCAAUAUAGACUCGUGUGCUUCAAUUUGUGUGUCCAUAUAAUGUUUGAUGUAAUCCCACGCAUCCAUGGAAUAUACUUGUAUCCUCAUCCAAUAUUUUCACGGACUUUUUUUUCUUACAUAAUUAAAAUUAACCGAAAUUAUUACACAAUAGGGGAAUGGCCCCACAAAAAGUGGACCCCCACAAGUGACACAGUGAGUAGGACCCACACACCGCCCAUGCGGCACGCUGUCUAUCUAAAGUCUAAACCAAAACUAAACCCAUCUUCCAUCUGAAUACUUCCUUGACCUUACCCUCUCAGACCUAACCCUAAAUCCAUCUCUCUCAUCUCUUCUCUCUUCUUCUUCUUAGAAGUUUCAUUUUCAUGUAUUACUAGUUCUGCUCCAGUUUCAUUUUACAUGUAUAUGACUUUAUAUCUCUUUUUAUUUUCUCUUCUUCAAAAUUUCAAUCUUUUUCUCCUUAAUUAAUUGAAUUGAGCUCUUGUGUAUCCAUCCUCAAGUUAAGAGCAGAGGAGAUUAAUUAGUUAAUUAGGGUUUUUAAUUGUUUGCUUUUUUGCUUUUCAUUCAAGAAAUGGAUCAGGUCUCUCGCUCUCUUCCUCCACCUUUCCUCUCAAGAGAUCUCCAUCUUCACCCACACCAUCAGUUUCAGCAUCAGCAGCAACAUAACCACGGCCACGAUAUCGACCAGCACAGGAUCGGUGGACUAAAACGCGACCGAGACUCUGAGAUCGAUCCAAACGAGCACUCUUCAGCUGGAAAAGAUCAAAACACCCCCGGCUCCGGCGGAGAAAGCGGCGGCGGAGGCGGAGGAGGAGAUAACCACAUCACGAGAAGGCCACGUGGCAGACCAGCGGGAUCCAAGAACAAACCAAAACCACCAGUCAUCAUCACUAGAGAUAGCGCAAACGCUCUCAAGUCCCAUGUGAUGGAAGUAGCUAACGGAUGUGACGUCAUGGAAAGCGUCACCGUCUUCGCUCGCCGUCGCCAACGUGGUAUCUGCGUUCUGAGCGGUAACGGCGCCGUCACGAACGUUACCAUAAGACAACCAGCUUCGGUUCCCGGUGGUGGCUCAUCCGUAGUUAACUUACACGGACGUUUCGAGAUUCUUUCUCUCUCGGGAUCUUUCCUCCCUCCUCCUGCUCCACCGGCGGCGUCGGGUCUAACGAUUUACCUAGCCGGUGGUCAAGGACAGGUCGUUGGAGGGAGCGUGGUGGGUCCACUCAUGGCUUCAGGACCUGUGGUGAUUAUGGCUGCUUCGUUUGGGAACGCUGCGUAUGAGAGGUUGCCCUUAGAGGAAGAUGAUCAGGACGAGCAGCAAACGGCUGGAGCGGUUGCUAAUAAUAUAGAUGGUAACGCGACGAUGGGUGGUGGAACGCAGACUCAGCCGCAACAGUUGAUGCAGGAUCCGACGUCGUUUAUACAAGGGUUGCCUCCGAGUCUUAUGAAUUCUCAACUGCCAGCAGAAGCUUAUUGGGGAACUCCGAGACCAUCUUUCUAAAUGGUGAAAAAAAAUACGUUAGUUGUGUUCAUCGUUUUUCAUUUGUAAUAUCUCUUCUGUCAAAUUUUAAUUUUCUUUUCCCCCUUUGUUUUAUAAGAGAUCAUUGUAGCCUUAAAGAGAAUCGUUUUGGUCAUGGGACUGGUCGAUCGAUCUCUUAGGUUUGACAUGGGGGUUGUGUGUUUGCGUUGACUAGGAGAUUAUAAGUUGUUGAUUUCGAAUUUUGUGAUCCAUGUGUUGGUGUUAAUUAAGCUUUGCGUAUUGUUGAUUGAUUCGAGUGCAAAACCUAGACUCAUUGAAUU